Molecule: messenger RNA, 2757 nt
Organism: Gasterosteus aculeatus aculeatus (three-spined stickleback)
Lineage: Eukaryota; Metazoa; Chordata; Actinopteri; Perciformes; Gasterosteidae
Gene: fibcd1b
Product: fibrinogen C domain containing 1b
Source: RefSeq, a predicted model, not a curated record
UUUUCCGCGUGAGAAUUUCAUCAGCAAUCUGCUUUCCGGGAUUAGUUUCCAUUAACCCAUUGGACAGUGCGUGGUGUGCGCAUUCUGCAUGGACGUGUCCCAAUCUGAACGGGGUUGGGGUUGCAGAGGAAUAGGAGUGUCCGCGCUGUGUGGUGGGAAGGGAGGCAGCGGCACAGCAGUCGGGUGCAGCGCGGCACAGCGAAGGAACGUGCGUAACGAAGGGACGCGCUGAUUGACAGUCGGAGGGACGGAGCGCCCCGCACGGCACACAGGAGGACCACGCUAAUCUUUUCCCUGUGCACGCGGCUUGUCAACGGCAUCUCUGUGAAAUACCAGCCAGAGCAGCCCGGUGCAAAUAAAGAAGGCUCCAUCCGCGCCCCCCCGCCCCUCUCCGGGCGCGGUAUUGUAAGACUUCUGCUAACUGGACACGGUCCGCGCUGACUUGGCGUCUCCAAGUGCCCAGGAAACGGGAGUGGAUGGACAGAAAGGUUUCGCCGCACUUUCCAAGCUGAGUCCAAGAAGAUUUUCCUGGUUUCUUUUUCUGGAGUAAAAGGAGUGCGACUUGCCUUCAGGAUCAUUUUGUGGUUCUUUUUUUUUUUAAUUUAUUUUUAAUCUAACGUAACUGUGACGCGUUUGUCAGUCAAGUUACAAGCCCUGGAUCCUCCGAACACCCCAAUCUUUCUAAUUGGAAUAACAACAAGAUAAUCGGGAGAAUCACGCGGGGGGGGGGGGGGAUUUUUGGUGCGUAAUUUGUGCGGUCUCUGCGGUUGCUGCUUCCGCAGAAGUAGUUGCGCCUCAUUUUCUUUUUCGACGUGAAAUAGCGCAUCCCGCCGCCAACCCAUGGAGUAGGCUAAAACACAAAUAAAGACCUGAAAAGCGGGGGUGGGGAGGAGGAGGGGGGGUAUUCUCUGUCGAUCGGAUGGGCAGAUUCUCCGUAGUGUGGUAAAUGACCAAUGGGGAAUCAUGAACAGCUCUUCUGAACUCGAAGACGGGACUCGGCAUAAAAACCAGACAUUCUGUGAGUGUGUGCCCAGCUCCUCCCAGCUCAAACAUCGCUGGUCAGACUCAGAAACUGCCAGAGAGACUCCGGCCAAGAGGAUGAGCUGCAGCUACCUGCUUUGCACCAUCCUGCUCUUCGUGGCCGUCUUGUUGGCCGUCACUGUGACCGGCACCAUCCUUUUUAUGAAUCACUACCAGGCCCCGCCCAUGUCCGACGGCCUACCGCACAUCUCCACCAAUCAGGACGAAGCCAACGCGCUGGUCACCGUGGAGAGAGGCGACGGCUCUCGUAUCAACAUCUUCAUCGACCCCAACUGCCCCGACUACAACAGUAACUUUCUGCGCCUGGAGGGCGUCCAGACGUCCCUGCUGCACUCGCUCACCGACCACGACUCCGACCUGAAGUCCGUGAAAGGCCAGGAUCGGGCGCUUCUCGUCAGUCUGGCCGAGGAGGUGGCCAAGCUGUCGGCCCACGCGGGGCAACUGAAAAUGGACUACGAAUCGUUACGCAGGGGGCAAGGCAGCCUGGGGCAAGACCUCAACACGCUGCAGACGGAGCAGGGACGCCUCAUACAGCUGCUGUCAGACAGUCAGAUCAACGUGGUGAAGGUGGUGAACUCAGUGAGUGACGCUCUUAACGCCAUGCAGAAGGAGAACGUGGGGCUGAAGGCGCGCGUCAAGGCCGACCUGCAGAGGGCGCCGGUCAGAGGGGCCCGCUUCAAGGGCUGCGCCAACGGCUCGCGUCCGCGCGACUGCGGCGAUCUGUACGCCAGUGGUCAGAGGGAGGACGGCAUCUACUCGGUGUUCCCGCUUCACUACCCGGCGGGCUUCCAGGUCUACUGCGACAUGACCACGGACGGAGGCGGCUGGACGGUGAUCCAGCGCAGGGAGGACGGCGCGGUCAGCUUCUUCAGAGCGUGGGAGUCCUACCGGGAGGGAUUCGGCAAGAUCACCGGUGAACACUGGCUCGGGCUGAAGCAGAUCCAUGCCCUCUCCAUCCAGGGCAACUACGAGCUGCGCAUCGACUUGGAGGACUUUGAAAACAGCACCGCUUAUGCCCAGUAUGGAACCUUCGGAGUGGGCCUCUUCUCGGUGGACCCAGACGAUGACGGAUAUCCUUUGACCGUGGGCGACUACUCCGGCAACGCAGGUGACUCUCUGCUGAAGCACAACGGGAUGAAGUUCACCACCAAAGACCGGGACAACGACCACUCGGAGAACAACUGCGCCUCCUUCUACCACGGGGCCUGGUGGUACCGCAACUGCCACACCUCCAACCUCAACGGGCAGUACCUGCGCGGCCAGCACACCUCCUACGCCGACGGCAUCGAGUGGUCCUCCUGGACCGGCUGGCAGUACUCCCUCAAGUUCUCCGAGAUGAAAAUACGGCCCACCCGCGACCCCGAGAACAAAUGAGGAAGAACAAAAGGAGAAAGGAUAUAAAAUGUUUUUUCAGACAUUACACACCACUUCUUUCUGACAGCUAGGCGGAUUUACAUGUCUUGAUAUUGUUUGUUCACUAAAACGUACCUUUUAGUUUCCUCUGCUGUUUGCCACCUGAUGUCUCGCUCCCGUCUUUUUUGCUCCUCCGCCUCCUCCUCCUCCUCCAUCACUCAGCUACUACGUUGUCAUGCCGGCUGCCAUUAUCCUUAAAUGACAUGCAUCUGCAUCAUGCAUAUGUUUUUUUAUCGCUCGGUUCACAGAAAAAGCAGCAUACCAGAGCUCCGAAGCCCACGUUCGGCGCGCCGCUGCGGUCCA